Messenger RNA from Ricinus communis (castor bean), 1543 nucleotides. Its product is annotated as protein RKD4. The record is from RefSeq and is a predicted model, not a curated record. Gene Ontology annotation, molecular function: DNA-binding transcription factor activity. Gene Ontology annotation, cellular component: TORC1 complex. NCBI's taxonomy places the organism in Eukaryota, Viridiplantae, Streptophyta, Magnoliopsida, Malpighiales, Euphorbiaceae. The transcript has 2 exons. Gene Ontology annotation, biological process: TOR signaling. The coding region runs from base 458 to 1234 and encodes 258 amino acids.
UAUACCCUCUUAAUUUGUCUCUCUCCACCCAGUAUGGCAUUAUCCCUCUAAUCCUCUCUGUUACGUCUCUAUUUCUGAUUUUAUCAGUUUAAGUAUGGAUUCUAAAGCUACAGGACAACCACUAAUGAACAUUGCAAAUAAAGAAAACCCAUUUGACAUUGACUGGUCCUGCACUGAAAUGGAAGAAACCUUCCAAAUGUAAGAACCCCGUUUCUAUUUCACAUCAGUUAAUGUUAUAUUCUUGCUUUACUGUGAAAUGGGUAGUGGUUUCUCGCUACUAAUCAAUGUAAAGAUUCAAUUGUUUAGUGGUACUCCAUGGGUUCAAGCUCUUAAGCCCUAACCCAUUAAACUUUUCUUUCUUUCUUUUUUCUUUUCCUUUUGAAGAAGAGUAAAGAUUUUAUCUUGUUCUUGUUUAUAUUACUUUUCUUCUUUGAUUGGUUUUAUACUGCCAUGCAGAAUGUCAGAGCUUCCGCCAAUACAGAGCUGCAUCGAGAUGGAUUCUUUAGCUCUGCCAUGGGAGAAGGAUGAUUAUGGGUUCGAGGGGUUUGAAGAGUUAGAUAUUGAUUGCUCCAUUCUUGAUAAUAGCCUUGUUUCUUGGGAUGAAGAUUCGAUGAUUGACAGAAAGCCUAUAGUGAAUAGUCUUAAGAUUGAGUCAGGUGCAGUUCCUCAUAAGGCAUUGGCUCAAAGUCAUGAUUGUGCUUCAAAUUCAAGCAUGAACAAGGAAGAAAAUACAGUGGUUGACAGAAACCCAGCAGUGAAUAGUAGUGUUAUCAAUGUCAAGAUCGAGUCAAGUGAAGUUUCUGAUAUGAUAUUGGCUCAAAGUCAGGAUUGUGCUUCAAAUUCAAGCAUGGAAAGGGAGGAGGAAAAGAGGAUACCAAAUGGGGGAAGGAAGAGAGCAUCAGUUCCUUUAGAAUUCGAGGAAAUUCAGAAGCAUUUUGAUGUUCCUAUUACUAAAGCUGCCAAGGAGAUGAAAGUUGGUCUGACUGUUUUGAAAAAGAGAUGCAGGGAACUUAAGAUCAUGAGAUGGCCUCAUAGGAAAAUCAGGAGCUUGGAGUCUCUUAUCAACAAUGUUAAGGAGAUGGGUCUGACAAAGGAGAUAGUGAUGCUGGAGGAACACAGAAAACUUGUUGAGAAAGUGCCAGGUAUGGAGCUGACUGAAAGAACCAAGAGGCUGAGGCAGGCCUGUUUCAAAGCCAAUUACAAGAAGAAAAGGUGCUUGGCAGGUUAUGCUUGACAUCUCUUUCUUUUAACUUCUGGUACAUACACAGGUUGCAGGAUAUCGAUCAACAGGCAAUGUUAAUGAGGGCUUCCAUACAGAUGUAUAUGCUUUAGGUUUUGCUAGCUUUCCUUUGAGUCAAAAAAUAGAUAGAUAAAACUUUCUGAUGAAUUUCUUGCAAGUAUGUAUAAGUCAUCAUAUAGACUAGAAAAUCUUGCAGCCUUUGUUUACUUAAUGUCAAGCCAUCUUACUGUUUUUAGUAUGCUGGUAGAAACAAUAGAAAUUUUAGCCUUGUGCAGUUUUGUCAAAUCUUUUUUUGUUGAUGGA